This is a messenger RNA of Polypterus senegalus (gray bichir), 1065 nucleotides long. Its product is annotated as interferon-inducible GTPase 5-like. Gene Ontology annotation, molecular function: GTP binding. Bases 1 to 1065 code for a protein of 354 amino acids. The record is from RefSeq and is a predicted model, not a curated record. The transcript is spliced from 3 exons. Gene Ontology annotation, cellular component: membrane. NCBI's taxonomy places the organism in Eukaryota, Metazoa, Chordata, Cladistia, Polypteriformes, Polypteridae.
AUGAUGCCAGAAGUAACUGAAAAUGUCAGACUGGAACUUGUAGUUGCUAAGAUUCAACCAAAACUCUUUUCACCAUUUACUGACAAUGGACUAGAAGACAUAAUUACUGAGCUACAACAUGUGCUUGACCAAAGAGAAGUUCACAUCGCUGUAACAGGAGAAUCAGGAAAAGGGAAAUCAGCCUUCAUCAAUGCUGUUUGUGGUCUGAGACCUGGGGACCCUGAAGCAGCUAAAGAGGGCUUUACUGAACAAACCAUGGAACCGAAAAAAUAUAAACAUCCAAGUCUGCCUUCUGUCUUUCUAUGGGAUCUUCCUGGGGCUGGAACACCAACAUUUGAAAUAGCAAAAUAUUUUAAGAAAGUCAAAUUUACAGAAUAUCACUUAAUCAUAUUAAUUGUUGGAAACAGGUUUACAGAGAAUGACAAACUUUUUGUGGAAAAGAUAAGAAAAAUAAAGCAAGAUUUCUAUGUUGUAAGGAGCAAAAUGGAUGAGCAUGAACAGAACGAUGAUCACCGCUGCACAGCAGAUUUCGAUUUCAUGAAAUUGCGUCAAGAUUUGAAGCUUAAAGUAGGAGAGAAGAAGAAAGAUUUGUACUCACGUGAAAUCAGUGAACUGGUCAAACACCUGGUUGGAAAGAAAAAGACAAAGCUGAAGGGAACAAUCUCACAGUUAAUUUCAUAUGCAACAGAUGAAGGUGAAGGUACAACUUUUAUACCUGGAACCACUUGUGCCUAUAAUUGCGAUGCUGUUGUGGAAAUUCUUCUGUUCUAUCGUUGGUACAUGGGUCUUGAUGAUGAGUCCAUUAACCAACUUGCAGAUAAAGUAGGGAAAAGUGGGGAAGAUCUUAAGGCAGAAGUGAGUGAUCCUUUAGUGUUUUCUAUCAAUCCAAAUUCUGUUCAAAAUGUUCUUUCUUCUUCUACCUCUUUAAUUCUUUAUAACUUACAAAGCUUCUUGAAACCUCUCACAAGUGUUCCAAAGUCUUCUGAGAUAUUUUCCAAGUUAUUGGAAUCGAUGAUUGAUGUAUUUGCAGAAUCUGCAAUGAGUUUGACAAAGAAAGCUGCAUAA